AUGCACACUGUCAACAACGCUGCGCUCAACCUGGCCAAUGCCGUCAUGGACUGCAAAUGGGAACUUGCAAUAUUGGUACUGUACUUCAUCUUCCUCCAGUUCGCAAUCCGUGACCGCGAUUUGGUACGACCGGCAUCUAUCGCUCUGUACAUUUGGGGCUAUGUCAUGUCCUUGACAGUAUCCAGAGGCAUCACGGAAGCCUUGGCCGUACCCCGAACAAAGCCUGCGCUUCAUGGCAUCGUGGCGAGUGUCCUGUAUGUCUCGUGGCUUUCACAGCAACAGGGGAUGGGUGUCUAUCGGUUGGGUUACAGAGGCAUGGCCCUGGGCGUCACCGUGGCUUUCUAG
Messenger RNA from Pseudomassariella vexata, 345 nucleotides. RefSeq lists its product as uncharacterized. The coding region runs from base 1 to 345 and encodes 114 amino acids. The record is from RefSeq and is a predicted model, not a curated record. The transcript has a single exon. Lineage: Eukaryota; Fungi; Ascomycota; Sordariomycetes; Amphisphaeriales; Pseudomassariaceae.